CAAAGAGCGCCGUGCGUUCGUGAUGUUUGAUUGCUUUAGUGUUGAUCAGAGUCAGAUGCAUUUUCACUUCCUCUUGAGACAGACGACUAAUUGUUUAAAAUUGUUCAAACGAUCCGCUUCUCAUUCCGCAAUGGAUAUAAGAUUCGAUGGAAAAAGAGCUCUUGUUACGGGAGCAGGAAAGGGCAUUGGAAGAGCUUUAACACUAAAAUUAGUGGAAGGUGGAGCUGAAGUUAUUGCCGUCAGCAGAACUCAAUCAGAUUUGGACUCUCUUAAAACAGUGAGCUCAAAAAUCUACCCUCUAUGCCUGGACAUUGGUAAUUGGGAUGCCACUAAGGCUUCCAUUUCAGAAGUACUCCCAGUGGACUUGUUGGUGAACAACGCUGCCAUCAUGGACGUCCAAGAGUAUGGAGAACUCACGGAAGAAGACGUUGACCGAACCCUUAAUAUCAAUGUGAAGUCUGUUGUUAAUAUCACUCAGAUGGUUGUCAACGAUAUGAAAGCCAGAGGACAAGGUGGAUCAAUCGUAAAUGUUUCGAGCACCCUUGGGCUGUACGCUGCUCCAAGUUACGGUGUUUAUUGCGGCAGCAAAGGCGCAGUGCAUCAAUUGACACGAAGCAUGGCUGUGGAGUUUGGGCCGCAUAAGAUUCGAGUCAACUCCGUGAAUCCAACUGCCGUACGCACUCGCAUGGCAGAAAAAGAAGGUCUUUUUGAUCCUAACAACGCGUUUGCUCGUCAGUUAAUACAGCGAACCCCACUUCGUAGAUUUGCUGAAGUGGAAGAUGUGGUAAAUUCAAUAUUAUUCCUUCUAAGCGAUAAAGCUUCCAUGGUUACUGGCAUCGCCAUGGUAAUUGAUGGUGGUCUAUCUGUGAGCUAUACAUAAAAAAAAAAAAGAAUCCGGGAAUUUGUUUUUUGUAAAAACAUACAUUGUUAUUUUUCUCUUUUUAUAUGUUUUCAAUUUUAAUGUGAAAUUGUGCAUUUUCAGAAAAACUAUACCACUUAAGUUGUUUACAAUUAAUUUAGUGUAAAAAAUUUAAUAAAAACGUUCUCUCUGUAGA
Messenger RNA from Uloborus diversus, 1055 nucleotides. RefSeq names its product carbonyl reductase [NADPH] 2-like. The coding region runs from base 23 to 880 and encodes 285 amino acids. Gene Ontology annotation, molecular function: carbonyl reductase (NADPH) activity; L-xylulose reductase (NADPH) activity. Lineage: Eukaryota; Metazoa; Arthropoda; Arachnida; Araneae; Uloboridae. The transcript has 7 exons. Gene Ontology annotation, biological process: xylulose metabolic process; glucose metabolic process. The record is from RefSeq and is a predicted model, not a curated record.